GGUUCAAGUGUUUUUACUGUAUUAAAAUCCCGCCCCGGUAGCAAAAGGCAACGUCAUAGUUUUAUUUGAUUGAGACCAAUGCGAGACUCUUCAGACUUCAGUACUUAAAAGCAAAUUUGACAUCCCGCGUGUCAAAAACGACUGUUUUUCCGCCCAUUCGUAUUUAUCUUAUUAUCACUUGCUUGACUUCUGUCUGCCCUUUGUCACUUUAACCGUGUCUUUAAUGGUUCGCGACGCGCUACCUUCAUUCCAAUGUCGAUAUCAACAAUAAUUUCAACGCCGGCUUUGCCAGAUGAACGCGAAAAGUUAAAUCUUCCACCCAAAAGCUAUGCUGAUGCUGCCGAGGAAACACCGGAGCCUCCAAAUGAUAGAAGUGGUGAAAAUAAAGAAAACGGGGUGAAUUGGCAAGCCGUGACGAUCCCGAAUGGUUCGGACGAAACCGGCCGCAGGCAUAAAGCGUCGGUUUUAAGAAUCGUGGAUGUGAAUGGUACCACGGAUUCUGCAAAAUCGACAGACAACAAGGAGACUAGGCCAAAGGUCGAUAGGCAGGAGUCUAAAAGAGAGUACUCGGCUACGGUUUGUGCUGGAAGGAGCAUUCAAUGUUUGAUCUAAAGGCUAACUAACAUUCCAGGGCCUCGACGAUACUCCAAAAAGCCCUCCUCGACACAGACAACGAAAGUCUUCUUCGCAGAAAUCAAAUGGGACGAAUGAGAAUGGUCGCAGCUCGCAUAGGAAUACAAUGCCUGACACUCAGGAUGGUAACGAGAACACUACCGUCUUUGAGAAGAUCCGUGGUGAGCGAAACGGUAGUAAGCUCAUCAGUGUGAAGCCAUCAGAGGAUUACGAGAAACAACUUGGAAAGAACCACGAUGAUAUUCCGAAGCGUAAAGACGAAAAAUUGGUCAGUGGGAGGCAAGCUGGACAACGAUGGCACACAAGUGGUAUUCGGUGGGCGCCCAUGAAUGUUCCACUUCAACGCAGGCUUCAAACCUUGGUAGUGCUGUUUCAUACACUUUGCAUCGCUAUUUGUGUAUCAACGUUCUUCUUUCUAUGCGCGAUACCCCUCUUCUGGCCAAUAUUGAUUCCGUAUAUGAUUUACCUCAUGACAUCCAAGGCUUCGAUAUCGGGGACUUUGAGUCAUCGUUCGAACUUCUUCCGAUCGCUACCCGUUUGGUCAUUAUUUGCAUCCUACUUUCCAGCUAGGUUGCACAGAACUCAAGAGCUACCGCCUACAAGGAAGUACAUAUUCGGAUAUCAUCCCCACGGUAUCAUUUCUCAUGGGGCAUUUGCGGCCUUUGCGACUGAGGCCCUUGGAUUUUCUCAGCUAUUCCCAGGUAUCAAAAAUACGCUUCUCACAUUAGAUACAAAUUUCAGAAUACCACUGUACCGUGAAUAUGCUUUAGCAAUGGGUCUAGCAUCUGUAUCGAAAGAAUCUUGCGAGAAUCUACUUUCCAAGGGCGGGCCAAACAAGGUAUGUUCAAACAAUCAAAAUUGUAACCGGAUUCUGACUAUUAUGACCAGGAGGGUAUGGGCCGCGCAAUUACUAUUGUCGUAGGAGGCGCAGCCGAAUCACUGGAUGCACAGCCAUACAGCCUCAGAUUAGUCCUUAAGCGUCGCAAGGGCUUCGUCAAGAUGGCUAUCCGAACUGGUGCAGACUUAGUCCCUGUUCUGGCAUUUGGCGAGAAUGACCUUUAUGAUCAAUUCUCAGCUGAUUCACACCCAAGAAUUCACAAAUUCCAAUUGCUCGUCAAGAAGUUAAUGGGCUUCACCAUACCGCUCUUUCAUGCUAGAGGUGUUUUCAAUUACGAUGUCGGCCUUAUGCCAUACCGAAGGCCAUUAAAUAUCGUCGUCGGGCGGCCAAUCAAGGUAGUUCAAUGCAAAAUCCCGGAGCAAAAGGACAUCGACCGUGUUCAUGAGGAAUAUGUGGCGGAGCUUGAGAGGUUGUGGGACCUGUGGAAGGAUGAUUUUGCGCCGAAUAGAAAGACUGAGCUCCAACUAAUCGAAUGAAGCUUUGGUAUUUGGUGGGGCUUUUUUAAGACAUGGGGAUUUUAUAUGCGGAUUGGCGCAAGAGCGUGGUUUUUGUGUAAAUAUUUGUAGUUCGACUUGCACUGUUGUUAAUCAACUGGGACAUUCCAGGUGCUGUUUUGAGAGUGUAUUCAUGUCCGAAUGUAUUUCAGAAUGUGAACAAAUUGUUUGGAACACUCAAAGGGU
Messenger RNA from Sclerotinia trifoliorum, 2211 nucleotides. The record is from the annotation of a GenBank genome assembly. NCBI's taxonomy places the organism in Eukaryota, Fungi, Ascomycota, Leotiomycetes, Helotiales, Sclerotiniaceae.